Messenger RNA from Danio aesculapii, 5832 nucleotides. It is a transcript of the gene gli2a, whose product is annotated as GLI family zinc finger 2a. NCBI's taxonomy places the organism in Eukaryota, Metazoa, Chordata, Actinopteri, Cypriniformes, Danionidae. The coding region runs from base 420 to 4739 and encodes 1439 amino acids. Gene Ontology annotation, cellular component: nucleus. The record is from RefSeq and is a predicted model, not a curated record. Gene Ontology annotation, molecular function: DNA-binding transcription factor activity, RNA polymerase II-specific; RNA polymerase II cis-regulatory region sequence-specific DNA binding. The transcript is spliced from 14 exons. Gene Ontology annotation, biological process: smoothened signaling pathway; regulation of transcription by RNA polymerase II.
GAACUGGGGGGAGAAGUGGAGACAGAGGAGGGCAGAUCGGAUUGAAAACAAAUCACGCCAACAGAUCUCCCACCGCACAUCACAACUGACGACUCCACAAACUUGCUUGGGGUGAAUUUCUGCAGUGUUGACGGCUAAAUUACUUUUUAAUGUGAGUAACUACAGUCUUUUGAAGUAUCGUGUGUGAUGGAUCGUCAAAGUUUGCGAGAUGCAACUGUAGCGCUUCGUCGUCCGCGAGUGAUGUAGUUUUUCAUGAACGCCUUUGCUUUUGUGAUUCCGAAUAAAUCGCUGAUGGAGUUUCGUGACAGAGUCCAAGCCACUUUCUGCAGUUUUGUUUUGAGCAUAAUUUCGUUGUUUUUCGGAUGCACGCUGGACAACUGAGCAACUGACGAACUUUACAUCAUCCAAGAAGUCACAUCAUGGAGACCACGAGUCCCACCUCCACAGACAAGAAGGAAUUGAAGCCGUCAGUCCUGGAUGGCAGUAGCUUCACAGACCUUCCCAAAAAGCCCUCACCCACCACAGCAUCCAGAGCUCCUCAUCUGUUCUCCACCUUUCACACUCCAAUCCCGAUUGACAUGCGGCAUCAUGAAGGAAGGUACCACUACGAGCCGCACCCUCUGCACCCCAUGCAUGGACCUCAUGGAUUAGCUGGCAGUCCAGUUAUCUCUGAUAUCUCUCUGAUCCGACUGUCGCCUCACGCCGCAGCCACUGGAGAAUCCCCCUUCAACCCUCCACACCCGUAUGUCAAUCCACACAUGGAGCAUUACCUGCGCUCCGUCCACAGCAGCCCCACGCUCUCCAUGAUCUCUGCGGCCCGAGGACUGAGCCCUGCAGAAUUGACCCAUGAGCACCUGAAGGAGCGCAGUUUGUUUGGCCUCCCUCCUCCGCCUCCUGGAGCAAACCCUUCAGAGUACUAUCACCUCAUCGCCAGCCACCGCAGCCCUUACGGAGACCUGCUCAUGCAGACGGGUGCUGCGGCCGCUCAUCUUCCUGACUACAUGAGCCCAGUGGACAUGUCUCGUUUCCCGAGUCCCAGACUGACGCCGAGGGUGAGCAGGAAGCGAGCGUUGUCCAUCUCUCCAGUCUCGGAUGCCAGCAUCGACUUGCAGACCAUGAUCCGCACCUCACCCAACUCUCUGGUGGCCUACAUCAAUAACUCACGCUCCAGCUCGGCGGCCAGCAGCUCUUACGGCCACCUCUCUGUCGGGGCCAUCAGUCCAUCCUUCACGUUCCCACACCCCAUCACACCGGUUGCGUACCACCAGCUGUUGUCACAGCAGAGAAGUCUGAAUGCGUUUGGACACACUCCUCCUCUGCUGCAGCCUUCACCUGCCCUCAGCAGCAGACAGCAGACACUCGUGGCUGCAGCUGCUCUCAACAACACCACCAGCAGCAGCACCACCAGCAGCACUGCAGACACCAGCACCGAGUCCAGCCAGAAUGCUGGGGGAGACCCAGCCGUGAGCAGCACCGUCAAUCCCAUGAUUUUUAAGCGGUCCAAGGUGAAGACUGAAGCAGAAGGGCCUCAUCCCAUCUCUCCUGGAUCUCAGGAUCACUUGGAGUUACGAGAGGAGCUUGAUAAAGAUGAAUGCAAGCAGGAGCCCGAGGCCGUGUAUGAAACCAACUGCCACUGGGAAGGAUGUGCCAAAGAGUACGACACGCAGGACCAGCUCGUUCAUCACAUCAAUAAUGAUCACAUCCAUGGUGAGAAGAAGGAGUUUGUGUGUCGAUGGGAGGAGUGCUCUCGAGAACAGAAACCUUUCAAGGCCCAGUACAUGCUUGUGGUCCACAUGCGCCGACACACUGGGGAGAAGCCCCAUAAGUGCACAUUUGAAGGUUGCUCGAAGGCUUAUUCUCGACUGGAAAAUCUCAAAACUCACUUGAGGUCCCACACAGGGGAGAAACCUUACGUAUGCGAGCACGAGGGCUGCAACAAGGCUUUUUCCAACGCUUCAGACCGGGCCAAGCACCAGAACCGCACGCACUCCAAUGAGAAACCAUAUGUGUGUAAGAUCCCAGGUUGCACAAAACGCUAUACAGACCCCAGUUCACUCAGGAAGCAUGUGAAGACUGUUCACGGUCCAGAAGCACAUGUCACUAAGAAGCAGCGCGGCGAUGCACCGCCGAAACCUCACCCCUCUAAAGGGAAUGGAGAAAAUGAGGCCCACACAAAGCAUGCGAGAGGAAGAACAGAUGGGUCAGGAGAGGCCAACAGCACCACCAGAGGCGUGGAGGACUGCCAACAUGUCAAGACGAUCAAGACUGAAAACACAGUGAUGUAUCAGUCCAGCCCUGGUGGUCAGUCGUCAUGUAGCAGUGAGCCAUCGCCACUUGGCAGUGCCACCAACAAUGACAGUGGAGUAGAGAUGGCCAUGCACAGUGGAGGCAGUUUGGGGGACCUGAGUGCUUUAGAUGACACACCUGUAGUCGAUUCUACCGGUUCCCCUGGUACUUCUGCUGGAGUUGGUCUCCAGCUGCGUAAAAACAGGGGAGGACUACUACAACUUGAGCACAUCAAGAAGGAAAAACUAAAAACUGUACGAGACUCCUGCUCCUGGGCAAAUGCACCACCUCAAGUCCGAAAUACCAAGCUGCCUCCAAUACCCUCAAUUGACUCACUGCUGGAUGCUCCAAAUAUGGGGACUCAGAUGCCUAUACCUCCAACCCAGCAUUUAGGAGACUUGUCUUCAUAUGAGAUGACAAUGCUUAGUCAGCUGCAUGAGCGCAGAGAUAGCUCCACCAGCACAAUGAGCUCAGCAUAUAUAAGCCGUCGGUCUUCUGGUAUUUCACCUUGCUACUCCAGUCGUCGCUCUAGUGAGGCUUCGCAAUUUGGAGUCCGCAACAACAAUGUCAGCUCAGCAGACUCCUAUGACCCGAUCUCCACAGAUCUGUCACGUCGUUCCAGUGAAGCAAGCCAAUGUGGUGGUGCAGGUGGGCUCCCAAGUUUACUAAAUCUCACACCAGCUCAACACUACCGUCUCAAGGCGAAAUAUGCUGCAGCCACUGGGGGUGCACCACCGACACCUCUGCCCAACAUGGAUCGCAUGAGCCUUAGAACUAGAAUGGCCAUGUACAAUGACUCGCAGGACAGUUCAGCACAUUUGCACCAUGCCCAAGGUGUAGUCAACUCAAGACGCUGCAGCGACACUGGCUACGGUGCCCCUGGCAUGAUGCCUCAUGAAGUUCCGGCCAAUCUCCCGAGACGAGCAAGCGAUCCUGUUCGUCGUACAACUCUUGACCCACUUUCCUUGCCAAGAGUUCAGCGGUUCAACAGCAUCAGCAACAUGAACCUAUCACGUUUGCCUGCAUACGAUCGACGUGCUUUCAACAUGCAGAGCAGCACUUGGUCUGAUGGAAGCUUGCACCGUCAUCCCUUCAGCCAAAGGCCACCUAGCAUAUCAGAGAACAUUUUAAUGGAAAAUAUGGCCACUGAUGGAGGAGAUCAACAAGAGGAUGAUUUGGUGCUUCCUGAUGACAUGGUACAGUACCUCAGAUCCCAGAACAGUAGCUCAAAUCACGACUCCGGGAUUUCAGUCAAUGGCGGUCAUGCUCUAGACUUCCAUGGUAAUAUGACCUCCCAACAACAGCAGUUCUAUGGGCAACGCAGGAUGGGCAUGGCAGGCAUCAAUGGAAAUCACGUAGAGCCUGUUCCAGAGCAAAUGGCUGAUCCACAGGGUGUGAACAAAAACAACAUGCCUGUGCAGUGGAACGAGGUCAGUUCUGGUUCUGCGGAUGCAGUCUCAAGGGUUCCAAAGCAGCAGCAACAACAACUUAGAGGGAACUUGACAGUUGUUCAGCAGAAGCAGAACUUUGGCUCUUACCAAGGAUUUGGAUCAAACCAGCAGAUUGUACCAAUGAGCCAGAAUCUGGCUAGUCUGCAGCAGGCUUAUCCACAGAGAAACUUCCAGAGAAUGAACACUGUUCAGCAGUAUCGCCAGUCCAUUUCCAAUCCAUGUCAGAAUAUCGGUGAGCAAGUAAACCGACAGGAUCUCAGUUACAAUUCCAAUCAACGCCUAACAUGCAAUAGCAUGGGCCCGCCCAAUGGGAGAGUGGUGCAAAACCAGGAGCUCCAGAAUUAUAGAUCAAACUUGAUGCAUAUGAAUAACAUCAACCAGCAAAAUUACGUUCCUCUUACUCAGACAGCUGUUCAGAAUGCAGGCAGAGGACUGAUACAGCCCAGACCUCCGUCCGAGCCCAAACCAUUGAAUAGGCAACACUCAGGUUCAGGUAUGGUUCAGCCAAACGGUUGCUCCCUGUCCAAUGUCAACUCCUCAGAAGCUAGCCCAAAGAGACCAGGUGAAGUCGGUCAACACAGCAAUGGGAAUAGCAAUAUGUACUAUUCAGGAGAGAUUCAUAUGUUGGACAACAGCGUUGAUUAUGGUUCUCCCAUGUCUCCGUGCACAAACCAAGCCCCUGUUGCUUCUGUGUCUACAAUGGCAUCUCCUGGUGUUAACCAGGUCACCAGCACAGUGGACUCCACUCAGUCCCUUGACCACACUCAAAUAGACUUUGAUGCCAUGUUGGAUGAUGGAGACCAUUCGAGUCUAAUGUCUGGCACUUUAAGUCCAGGCCUUCUGCAGAGCAUUUCACAGAAUUCCUCACGGCUCACCACCCCGCGUAACUCCGUCACCCUGGCCUCAAUACCGGCAGGUAUCGGCAACAUGGCUAUUGGUGACAUGAGCUCAAUGUUAACGGCCCUUGCGGAAGAAAGCAAAUUCUUAAACAUGAUGGCUUGAUAAUUGAAGGCAUUACUCUAAAUUCAGGGGUGGCUUUUUUUGUUCUUUAAAUGAAAACAUUGAACACUAAAAUGACUGUGUAAAACUGUUUCAAGAACACUAACUUGUGCUCUUAAUGGGAGAAAAACACGUAUGCAUAUUUUUCAUGAGCAAAGGCACUGAAAUACGGUUUCUUACUAGAGUUGAAUUUGCAGCAUUCAGGUGAACACUGUCAAUGAUGUUAUCAGACGUUUGCUGUUGUAUUCAACAAGACUGGCAAAAAACCUCAAUGUCUGACAUGUUUCACUAAGCCAUAUGUUCGAUACAAGUUUGUUAAUGGGUAUCCGUGUACAUCAGGGUAAUGGUUAUUAGACCUGUUCUGAUUUCCCUUUCUCAACAGUGCACUGAAAUUCACCAAGUGCCUCAAGUAAAAGAACAUAAGUAUGUUUUUAAACUCAUAUAAUGCUAUGUAAUCUGCUAUGUAGCUAUACUAAUAGAGAUACCGAUCUUUUUCAUUUUUCUCAGCGUUUUUGUUUAUAGUUAUUCCAUAUCCUUCAUGCUUUAAAUUAUGUGUAAUGCAUAUUAACUGUACCAGCUUGUUCAUAUUGUGCACAAUCCUGUUCCCCCUUGUGACUUUGAAGGGGUACUUAGAGAAACUGAUGGGGGGAAAAAAUCUGCACAAUUGACAAUUGUAUUGACAGAUCUCCUCGAAGCAGCUCCAGAAGUUACAGAUCUCUGUAUUUUGUCUCAUCUGGCUGUGUGAUACUGAAGGACAGCAUCUCUGGGCUUAAGCCCAUGGAGGCCUGUCGAAUCUUGCGUCCCUUUGAGAUGUCUUUAAAGGAAUAUGCAAGUACUCUGCGUGCUCUUCUUGGAGAUCACAUCCCAAUUAACAGGUUCAUCAGCGGCUUGAGCUUGUGAUAAACCACAGGCGCAUACUAAAAGGACUUCUGCCUUUGAUUUAGUACUGCUGCAAGAAAUUUCCACCAAGGACAGAGCGAUUCUGAAGAUCUGAACUAUUCAAGUUGGUUGGUGUUUUGUGAUGCCAUUUGCAGAGGUCGAUGUAUGUAUAGCUUUUGUACAUUUUCAAUACAGCAUCUUCAUUUUUCUGUUUUAA